Messenger RNA from Lentinula edodes (shiitake mushroom), 903 nucleotides. RefSeq lists its product as uncharacterized. NCBI's taxonomy places the organism in Eukaryota, Fungi, Basidiomycota, Agaricomycetes, Agaricales, Omphalotaceae. Bases 1 to 903 code for a protein of 300 amino acids. The transcript has 6 exons. The record is from RefSeq and is a predicted model, not a curated record.
AUGCAAACUGACUUGGACGUACAGCUUCAGGGAGGUGGAAAUAUCAUGAUUGUCUCCCUCGCCCCAAACCAUUCGGAGAACCCGGUGAAGGCGAUACCUAUCCAAUCGUGGCAACAGGGGAAAUUCAAUCUCGAAACAUGGGAGAGCACAUUAUAUUUUGGCCCAGACGACUCAUAUAAGUUAGAGGACCCAAGAAGGUAUUUUGGGAGAAUCACUGAUUCAGCCAAAUCUCCGGACUCGAAAGCAGUUGUCACGACAGAUACUUGCGUAGGGCUUGCAUGGUUCAAAGUCAUGCCCGAAAGGCUCAAGAAAAUGAGUACCACUAAUAUGGCUCAGAAUUCUAAUAUUCCCCUUCCCGUCCUUUUCAUAAACCAAGGACAAGCAGUGAUCAUGGGUACGACUAAAGGAUGUGCUUUAAUUUUAGAGGUGAAGCGUGCCGAAAAAUUACAGACUCUAAAGCACGGAAAUGAUCAAACCUGGGUGAAUUCCUUGGCCUAUAUUGAUUUAGAUGGUCGCUGUCGAAUGAUAGCCACCGGUGACGGGAAUCGCGAACAGUGCACAAGGAUCAUACUGUGGAUCGAGGAUAAGAAGGACCUCGCAUUCAAAUUCCCCAAGCUCUGGUAUAUCAUGCCAAAGCUAUUCGUAUCUAUCCUGAGGAUUGGGCGGAUAGUCCUCACCGUGAUGGGGGUGAUCUUUGCGUUAUCGCUGUGGUCAUUGCCUUUGUGGACAGAAGCAACGUCAAAGCAGCUUUCAGGGUACUUUUCCAAGUCAUCUUCUCCUGCGGCACCGUCCACUUCCCCGUCUCCUGUGAUACCUGCUACCACAUCGUCACCUUUUUUGACAAAAGUCACGGAAUUGUUGGACACCUUGGGAGAGUUACUGGUGCGUGUUGAUUGUCCUUGA